CCAAUGAACAAGAGCCUGGCUGGUUAGCUACGGGACAGCCGGACAGUAGGUAGCCGGGAACAGACAAGCGAUGCCAAAGCUCAGCGCAGGUGCUGGUACUUCCCAAGAAUGGAAAGCAGGCGGUGCUCCAGGGGCUAUGCGGCUGCGAUGAGCGCCGAGCGGAGCGGCGGGGUGCUUGGCGCUGCAGUAAGGAGGCCCAGCGACGCCCGAGCGCGAGCGCUGAGGCCGCGGCGUGGAGGACGGAACGCGGCAGGCGGGCCUCCGGGGUCCCGCCGGACGCAGUUCUCAGUAGCACUCCCGAGCGUCUCCUCUCCACACAGGGGGUUAACCUGGCCGUGGGGAACAACGGCUGGGCCUGCAAUUCCCCCUCCUCAUCCUCCCUCCAGAAGAACCAUCCCAAGCUGUAGCCCCGGCUUCAGUAGAGAUUAGAGGGCGCAGCGGCCUCCCGGGGCAAGCCUCUGCCUCCCGGUCACAGCCCCGGGACCUGAAAGGAAAAGCACCUGCCACGGACUUUCCUCCGGGCAGGGGCCGAACAGCCCAGCGGCUGGCGAGAAAGCCAGGAAUCUCAGUAUGAAUCAGUCUAGAUCUACAUCAGAUGAUGGUGGCGAAGAAACCUCAUUUCAAGACCAUGAUCAUCCUGAAAAUGAGAGAAGAUGGCAGCAAGAGCGUCUCCACAGAGAGGAAGCUUAUUAUCAGUUUAUUAGUGAACUCAGUGAUGAAGAUUACCGACUAAUGAGAGACCAUAAUCUUUUAGGCACCCCGGGAGAAAUAACAUCAGAAGAACUACAACAGCGGUUAGAUGGAGUCAAGGAACAACUGGCAUCUCAGCCUGACUUUAGAAACGGGACAAAUACCAGAGACUCAGCAGUCCCUAGAGAAAGUUCAGAUGAAGAUUUUCUACUAGAAUGGUUAAAUACCUUUCGCCGCACAGGCAAUGCAAUUCGAAGUGGACAAAAUGGGAAUCAAACUUGGAGAGCUGUGAGUCGAACAAAUCCAAAUAGUGGAGAGUUUCGGUUUAGUCUGGAAAUCCACAUCAAUCAUGAGAAUAGAGGAUUUGAAACUCAUGAUGAAGAUAAUAUAGGCAUUCCACUUUCAGAUAUUAGCAGUGAUCAUACUACAGAGAGACAGCAAAGAUCACCUAGUCCUGUGGCUAGGCGAACAAGAAGCCAAACUUCAGUGAAUUUCAGUGGUAGUAGUUCCAACAUUUCAAGGACUAGGCUUGACUCAAGAGGGCAGAAUUCAGUAGAAAGAUUUUUCUCAACCUCAGGAAGUUUAAGAAAUGGAGCUGGGAGAGCAGUUGGCAUUCCUAGAACUAGUGCUCCACGUGCUAAUUUCAGUAGUCACACAAACCAGUCAGGUGGUAGUGAACUUGGGCAAAGGGAUGGGCAACGAUUUGGAGCAGCACAUGUUUGGGAAAAUGGGGCUAGAACUAAUGUGACAGUGAGGAAUACAAACCAAAGAUUAGAGCCAAUAAGAUUACGGUCUACUUUCAGUAGUCGAAGCCGUUCACCAAUUCAGAGACAAAAUGACACUAUUUAUCAUAAUUCACAAAGAGAAGGUAGAUCUUUACAACAAACCAUUAGAAGGUCUGAUAGGAGGAGAGGUAUAACUCGUGUCUUUUUAGAACAAGAUAGAGCACGCAGAGGAACAGCAUAUACCCCAUUCUCUAACUCAAGACUCGUGUCAAGAAUAACAGUAGAAGAAGGAGAAGAAUCUAGCAGAUCUUCAAGUGCUGCACGACAUCCAACAAUCACAUUGGACCUUCAAGUGAGAAGGAUUCGUCCUGGAGAGAACAGAGAUCGGGAUAGUAUUGCAAAUAGAACUCGAUCUCGAGUAGGGCUAGCAGAAAAUACAGUCACUAUUGAAAGCAAUAGCGGGGGCUUUCGCCGAACUAUUUCUCGUUUAGAGCGGUCAGGUAUUCGAACCUAUGUUAGUACCAUAACAGUUCCUCUUCGUAGGGUAUCUGAGAAUGAGCUUGUUGAACCAUCCUCAUUGGCUCUACGGUCAAUUUUAAGGCAGAUCAUGACUGGAUUUGGAGAACUGAGUUCUCUAAUGGAGGCCGAAUCUGAGUCAGAGAUUCAGAGAAAUGGUCAGCGUUUACCAGAGAUGGAUUCAGAACUGAGUAACCUAGUGAAUGACAUUAGUCAGCACCAUGAAGGUUCCUCUCAGGACAGAUGGGCUCAAGAAGACAACACUGAAAUGAGUGGUGAAAAUGAGACCACUCAGCCUCAUAUCCAAAACAGUGAUAGUAGAAGUAGUAGGCAGUUGCGGAAUUCAGAUAACUUAAUGGAAACUGGAACACUACCUAUUCUUCGUCUUGCUCACUUCUUUUUACUGAAUGAAAGUGAUGAUGAUGGUCGCAUACGUGGCUUAACCAAAGAGCAGAUUGACAAUCUUUCUACCCGAAACUAUGAGCAUAACAGUAUUGACAGUGAACUAGGUAAAAUCUGUAGUGUUUGUAUCAGUGACUAUGUAACUGGAAACAAGCUCAGGCAAUUACCUUGCAUGCAUGAAUUUCACAUCCAUUGUAUUGACCGAUGGCUCUCAGAGAAUUGCACUUGUCCUGUAUGUCGACAUCCUGUCUUAGGGUCCAGUAUAGCAUAGAAUGGAUGAAGUGAUGGAUUUAUUAAAGUACUGCAUUUCAGUGGAGCUGAGUAUUCACGCAUUCUUUUGUUAUUUGUGAUGAACUAUCCAGGAUGAAAAGUAACAUUAUUAUAGUUAAACUAUUUUUGUGUGUUUUUUUAACUUGUUAAAAAGAGAACAUUUAUAUAAUAUUUAAAAUGCAAAUGUUAAAUUAUUCAAAAGUACAGAAUAAUUAAUAUUGCUAGAACCAAAUAACCUUUACAAUUAUUUUAUUUUGGUGAUUUUGUCAUGCUAAGCACUUUUGUAUACACUGCACAGUUCAGUGGGUUAAAAAUCAAUCUUCUUUUUCUUAAUAGUACAAUAGACUCUACUUGAAACUUCAAAUUCCAUAGUCUUAGUACUGUGUCCAGACAUUGGUGUCUAAAUAAGCCUUUCAUUACCUUUUUAUUCUAAGGACAAUAUCUUAUAAAAAAAUGUUUGGCUGAAUGUUUGCUAAAUGUUUUUAAGUUACUUAAAAUGUUAAAUUUAAUAUGCAGCAUACCAUAUGUGUAUAUAUAGCUAUAUAAUUUUAAAGUUAAAAUAUUCAGUCUAAAUGAUACCAGUGUGGUUGUUAUUUAAGCUUUUCAGCUAUUAUUGCAUAUGGCACAAUAUUUAAUAUUUACAAGAUUGUCUCUGGGAGUGGAUUAAGAUAUUUAAAAAUAGAUAAUUUAAUGAAGCGUCUCUGACAAUCUGACUUCUUAGACAGCAAGCAAUAUAUAAUUCUGAACAAGUCUUUCUUUAUUCAGAAAUGGAACAUGGACAUUUUAGAACAUAUAGGUUAUUUAACUUGAGUCCAGCCUUUUUGUGACUUUUUAGAAAGUGCAAAAAUUCUUCGAUUAUAAUAAGUAAGGUACACAAUAUGCAUGGAUUCUCAGAUUUUAUUUUAGAGUCUAAAGAAUGUCUAUAAAGAAUCAAAUGCAUAGAUAAUAUGUUAAGUUCACUUGAAAGCCAAAAACUCCAAAUAAAACAAAACGAAAUACCCUUAAGAGAAUGUAGAAUUUAUAUAAACACAAAGUAUGCCUUGAAGAUCUAUUUCUACCAAUAAAUAUUAAAACAAA
Myotis myotis is the source of this 3680-nucleotide messenger RNA. It is a transcript of the gene RNF6, whose product is annotated as ring finger protein 6. Lineage: Eukaryota; Metazoa; Chordata; Mammalia; Chiroptera; Vespertilionidae. The coding region runs from base 571 to 2604 and encodes 677 amino acids. The record is from RefSeq and is a predicted model, not a curated record. The transcript has 4 exons. Gene Ontology annotation, cellular component: cytoplasm; nucleoplasm. Gene Ontology annotation, biological process: positive regulation of DNA-templated transcription; protein ubiquitination; ubiquitin-dependent protein catabolic process. Gene Ontology annotation, molecular function: ubiquitin protein ligase activity.